Amoebophrya sp. A25 is the source of this 3897-nucleotide messenger RNA. Lineage: Eukaryota; Dinophyceae; Syndiniales; Amoebophryaceae. The record is from the annotation of a GenBank genome assembly.
GAAGUACUUGGGUAAAACAAAAACGUUAUACGAGAGAGCCAUCAAGUUGACAGGUCGUAUACGAGAGAGCCUGCCGUGAACGUCGUUGACAACAUUCGCGAAGAGAAUACAAAACCCGUCGUGGUUAAAAAACUGUAACUGAGCACUUGGGUCUGAAUAAUACGAAUAUUACGUGAGAGACCACAUAUACAAGUCAUGACUUUGUCUCACGGUGGUUCGCACAGCGCUACUAGGGCGUUGCUGUCCUCGAAGAAGAUUGCGGUGUUAUCCUUAUGGCAAAUUUUUUUUUUGAUUUUGCCCUAGACGAAUUGUGCUUACUUCCUUGCCUCUAUCGAUCCCGUCCAAUUCCCCGUCGCUUCGCCUUGUCCCUUGCCUCACUCCUCCCCUCGCCUUUCCCUCCCCUGCCUUCUCCUCCUCCUCCUCCUGCUCUCUCUAAUCACUCUCCUCGCAACACCUUUCGCGGUUCCGCACUUGGUAGUGUCUGCCCUGACUCCUGAUGAAGGUGAAGUUGCUGUCGCAAAGAUGGCUAAGGAUAAGACAGAGAUGACCAAAGGCUGGCGAGAAUUUCUCACAAAGUGGUCACGUCCAGAGUAUGCGGAAGCGGUUUCUUUGGUACUGAUGAUGUCAUGUUAGUCGAUUCGGAUUGGACCUGCGACUUCCCUGAAUCUCUUUCGAGUUCUACGGAUUUCUCUGAUGUCGAAGCUGUGAGGGUGAGCCGCUGUCUCUGCGCUCAGUGCUGCUGUAUCAUUUUCAACCAUAGCAGUAGGCACCGCACUCAUUCGCAACUGCUACGGUCUCUUGUUUAUCAUGUUCCGUUGUACGUACUUUAUGAGGCCUAGUAGUUCCGAAUCCGAAGAAUCCGAAUUUAGCAAAUACGGGAUCAUACUUGUGAUUCCGUCCUCUAUUAAAAGGAGAGUAUUUCAGUACACACAAAACGACCUCCUUCGAGAAUCAACAACACCCAAAUCCUUGUCUUCACACUCCCAGCACUCCCAGAACGUUUUCAUCCCUAAAGCGGGUGCGGAGGCCUUGUUUGAGGAGAAGUUUUUGACCUUUCAGAACAACGUUCACAGUGCGCAUUUGCGUAAUCUGAAAACGCGUGCAGAGUACAAACAAGGAAAGAUGCAGACGAACUGGCUGUUCCUGCGAAAAGGGAAGGGUAAGAAGGUUAUGGUCCACGUGAAGUAAGACCGCGGUUAGGGUACGUUAUCAAUGCAUCGCUGUUUUUGAAAAGUACUAGAACAAACGAGAAGGCAAAAAAACUCUUCCAGCUUCUAAUCCUCAAUCUCAAUCGAAGAACAGGAACCUACCUCCUUUCGAGUCUCGAGCACGAUUCGGUGUAACCAAAUUUAUGGACUACACCGAUGAGGACUUCGAGAAGUACUCCAUGGGACUGCGACUCACAGAAAAAGACUACGAAAAAGCGUCGAAGUUGCCACGUUACAAGCCGAGUCGGGAAUUGAUUAAGUUAGGAAAGGACCACAUUUCUACUUUGUUGGUGCUGGAGAUGCGGAAGUAAAAAGUGGCCCCCGCAUCAUGAGAACAUCGUGUUUCAGUGUGGUCCGGUGCAGCUGCAAGGUACUUAACUAUAAUGAAAGAUUAAUAUCCCCCACCACCUUCAACAUGCUCUCUUUCUUGUUCGGAAGUCUGAAUCUUCUAAUCUCCUCUUCCUCUCGUGAUUGGCGUGCUGAGGGUGCCGUGACACCAGUGAAGGACCAGGGACACUGCGGAUCAUGUUGGGCUUUUGCGACGACUGAGACCAUUGAGUCGAUGGCCUUGGUGCAGGGACUCAGUGAGAAAGCGAACCCGUUCAUUGGAGCGCCGCAAGGUAUGGCUAGAGGACCACGUGGAGGGGGGUCUCGAAUCUUGUUAGAAAGAAAGAAAUCUUGCUGAUUCGGUUUUUUCGAGUAGAUCACGACCAUGAGUAGUUCCGACUCGUUUGGAGACCCACAUCAAAUUUCGAAGAACGAAUCACCACAAAUAACUUCCUCUCGCAGUUCUCGUCCUCUCUCCUUUAUUCAUAUCCCAACUUGUCUCGUGCGACAAGAGUGCCGUCUCGCCUGAUAAGGGAUGCAACGGUGGCAGCCCGAUGAGUGCUCUCGAAUACUACAAAACGAAAGGUUUGGAAGCGGAAAAAGACUUCCCUUACACAAGCGGGGGCACCGGUGAAGAUUUAUGGGGGGAUGAAAUGAAGAGUAACUUUAUAAUGGAGCAGAUGCUACAACAAAAGGAGCAAUAUUUACCCAUUUGUUCAUCUCUAUCUGUGAAGGAAAAAGUAUGUCUAUGAUACAUCAAGGACCACGAAGUUCCAUCCUCUUCUUCUAAAACUUGGAGUCUGCAAAUAUGAUCGAUCGCUAGCGAAAUACAACGUGGACGAAGACCAUCUGGUCGCCAUGUGGGGACUCGGAGAGGAUGAUAUGGUACUGCGAGAAAACUAAAGAAUACCCUAAAAAUUAUUCUUGUGAUUUUCAGAACAAAGCGAUGUUACGUUUCGAACCACACACCUGCCACAGCUUCCCACAAAAACUACCCACGAGUAUUUAGAUUCUCUCUUCUACAAACAGGUUUCUGCUACUUUAUCGGAGGGUCCUCUGUCCAUCGCUGUCUACGCCAUGCCUUGGAAGACCUAUACUGGUGGAAUUAUGACCCCUUCUCAGUGCGGCGAUGAGGAUGUGGACCAUGCUUAUGGCUCACGAGAGAGACCAGCAAGAAUAAUGCAGAAUUACAAAGUAGAGCAAAGUCAGUACUGUUGACCGAUACCCUUGAUACUACUAGAAAAUUUACCUUGUACUACAGAGAAAGAAACAAAAAAAUACUUUUUUACUUUUCUAUUGCUGUACAAGUGCGGGAACGCAAUUACCUUAACCAAUGUGAAAGUAAAACAGGAUCUAGAACAUGAUGAUGAUUAUAGUUCAUCAGGUUCGCUAGAGCUAGUUGUAAUUGCUUAGUUUUCGAAAACUCAAAAUAACCGAGUUACUGACUGAAAUAAGGGGCGUAGCUUCACAUCAGGGCUACUCUUCCUUCUCAUCAGUAUCUCGGUUAUUCUCGUCGGUUACUCGCUUAUUUUAGUUUUUCGAGCCGAGUCCUUACCUUUUCAUUACUUUUACGUUUACCAAUGUGGGUUAAAAAACUACUGAAAGACACUAGUACCUUGUUUACGAGAAAUGUGACUUCUCAGAAGUCUCCAUUUGCCUCCGCUAACCCCGAGUCCAAGCCGUUGGGGUCGACAAGGAUCAGGGUUACUGGGUAGUGCGAAAUUCCUGGAAUAGUGACUGGGGUGAGGAUGGCUUCAUCCGAUUGAGCUUGAUGGAGAACACUUGUUCCUUGGCGUCGCUGGCACUGCAGGCGACGGUGAGGAAAGCUAGAGGAUGACAUGACUCUGGCUAGGAAGAGAAAGGAGAUGUCAGGUGGAAAGUGUGGGUUAAGACGAACGACACAGUGGUUACAACAUGGCGCAUGGACAUGGAUGAGAAAUACUAUGAUCGUGAUGCAGUCUUGGCUGUCGUGUAAGUACAUCACUUCUACAUACUUUACUACGCUAGCAUGUAGUGUGACUGCUUGUAGGACAAAAAUUUUGAAGAUACAAGCAUCAUAGCAUCGUCAUCAAGAAAAUGCUUGAUUUAGACACAGGUUUUGGCAUAAUUAGUAUUUUUACUUCACCGCAUAGAUGUUGACAUUCAUUUUGCUCUCAAUUGAAUCCUUGUGUACAAAAAGAAGUGGCACCUUGCUGAAGGUGAUUCUCUUUUGAUCAAAGACAAGAUUUUUACCGCUCUACAUACUACAGAGAGAACAAGAUCUUGAAGACGCAUGUCAAUUUAUUUUACCGCUCUACAUACUACAGAGAGAACAAGAUCUUGAAGAGCCGUAGAUGAAGAACUUGCAUCCUCUGCACUCACC